CUUACCUUGGUUUUCCCAUUUUUCUCUCCAUUGUUGCAGCGAGUCUGGAGGUGACGUCAGCCAUGCCCAAUUGGUAGCACACAACUGUCGUGUGCAAGACUGCCUUAUCCGCACCGAGCCGACGGAUCUACAACUUAAAUAUUUAUUAGGACUGAUCACCCUUAAUGAUCCUUGAACGAGCCACCGUGGAUCGCAGUCGACAGUAUCAUCAUGGGCGCAUUGGGAAUUAUUCUUGAGCCCGCCGCGAUUGUGGUUAUUUUUACAGCUGGUACCCUCAUCAACCGUCGCAAAGAACUCAAGUUCGCGGAGACACCUUGCGUUGAGACACCGUUGCUUGAGAACGAAGACUGCGAGGAUCUAAAACCAAGAAGGUCAUCCAAGGGGCACCCCAACAUCCAAACACGGAUUCUUGCUCGUUUUCCGUUUCUUAUAGAGAUAUGGUAUUGGCUACUUACAUAUUGGAUCUACCAAGGACUGCGCGCGAUCUCUGCCCGAGCGAUCAGCGACAACGAAGCCGUUUUUGAGACGGCUAGGCGCCAUGCGCAUCAGAUCCUCAGUCUAGAACAUUUCUUCCAUAUAGAUGUCGAGCUACGGGUGCAACGGUUCGUCCUCAAUCGCGCGCCUUGGCUAAAGGCUGUUCUCGCUAGAGUAUAUUACUCGCACAUUGUAUUGGGCGUCAUCUUCCUCGUCUAUGGCUAUACCUUUUUCCAAAGGGAAAAAUACCAAGGAAUCCGCCGCACUCUGGCCCUCGAAAGUGUGAUAGCAUUUACAAUCCUCACUCUUUGGCGAUGUAGUCCGCCACGACUACUGCCGGAGGAGUACGGCUUCGUCGAUAUGCUGCAUGACAACAGUGCCGGAUCCGCUUGGACACAAAACAAGUUCCAGCUCACAAUUGCGGCAAUGCCGUCGCUGCAUUUUGGUAACGCUGUUUUCAUUGCUCUGUGCUUGUUGCGAUACAGCCCACACUGGUUCAUUCGUCUUGCUGCGCCACUCUGGCCCGUGAUGAUGGGCGUGACAAUUGUCGCGACGGCAAACCACUUUGUUUUGGAUGCCCUCGUCGGUGUUUGCGUAACCUUGACGGCGUAUAGAUUCAAUCAUGCCAUGUUGGUUUUGUUGCCGGUAGAGCGGGUACUUUUCAAGUUGCUUCGCAUUGAGAAGCCGGAGCAGUAGUGGUUCGAGGCAGUCGAUUAUAUUCUUUCUUUAUGUCUUAGGCAACAUUAUUAAGAGCUCAGUGCAGAGGCAUGCGCCGCCUUCUGCACGAAUUUCAGACUAAAGUCACAGAAGAAGUUCUGAAGUUCAAUGUCUAACCUUCAAUUCAGAGAUCCACGAAGGUUGAAUACAUGCUACACAUACAUACUCUAGGAACCGGCUGACAAGGCCGACAAUGACAUCGGACAC
Aspergillus novofumigatus IBT 16806 is the source of this 1398-nucleotide messenger RNA. Its product is annotated as phosphatase PAP2 family protein. Gene Ontology annotation, cellular component: inositol phosphoceramide synthase complex. Gene Ontology annotation, biological process: inositol phosphoceramide metabolic process; sphingolipid biosynthetic process. The record is from RefSeq and is a predicted model, not a curated record. The transcript has 3 exons. Gene Ontology annotation, molecular function: inositol phosphoceramide synthase activity. NCBI's taxonomy places the organism in Eukaryota, Fungi, Ascomycota, Eurotiomycetes, Eurotiales, Aspergillaceae. Bases 211 to 1170 code for a protein of 319 amino acids.